AUGGGGAUGACAGGCUUGUAUACCCAGUGCCUACAGUUUUACCAUAAGAUAUACAACUGUCAACUCUGCUUCCCUCUUGAACAUUGUGACAUGCCGAUGUUUGAGAAUGCCACACCCACCAUCACUGGAAAAGUGUUUAGGCCCAGUGACACGCCGGACUACCAGUGCCUGGAUGGGUACGAAACCCAAGAUGGACACACUGUGGGCUCCCUGCUGUGUGGGGAGGAUGGCUGGUCCCACUUGCCAAGCUGCUUCAAAUCUGCGGAAAAGUGCGGGCCUCCUCCAGCUGUUGGCAAUGGAGACAUCACCCCCGUCCCACUGGCUGCCUACCCUCUGGGGUCAAGAGUUGAAUACCAAUGCCAGGCCUACUAUGAACUUCAGGGUCCUAAAUACGUAACCUGCAGUGAUGCUAAGUGGUCCGAACCCCUGAAAUGUAUAGAUCCCUGUGUCAUAUCUGAAGAAAUCCUGAAUGAAAAUAACAUAAGGUUGAAAGGGAAAAAGGACAAGACACACUACACAAAAACAGGGGAUAUCAUAGAAUUUACGUGUAAACCGGGACACAGUGCGGUGACAUCAGGGCAGUCACUUGAAGCCGUGUGUGGGGAAGGGACAGUGCAGCUGCCCAAAUGUGAAUGAAGGAGCUUCCACCAGCCACCCACACUGCCUCAACGCUUGCUAAAAAUAUCCAGACAUUUCCUGCUCUGUUCUACCUUAUUUCAGGGAAAUCAGUACCAUACGGUAGUCUGAACUUUCAACCUAAUCUCCCAAAGGUGUUAAAAUAAACUGUGUCAUUGUUUACACUUGUACCAAGACAAUCAUUAUUCACCAUUUUGAGAAUUGGACUACUUGCCUACAGAUUAUUGAACUCAGUAUGGAUGACAGUGUGGCUUCGUGCGUCUUGGAUCGGAGGUUUAACAGUGAACACAUGUGAGCUUGGGAUUUACUGGGGGAACUAACACAAUGAAAAUGUUAGAUGGUAAAAUAAUGAGUGAGAACAGGCCUGUCACUCUGUCCCUUUGCUGCUGUCAGCAGGGGGCCCUGCACCAGGGAAGGAGUUUGUUGAGGGUGACACACAUCCAUCCUUCGUCCUGCUCCCCUGUGUGUGGUCAGAACUGUGUCACAGUGUCGGGCAGUUGCUCUUCUGUUUGACAAGAGUAAUAAAUUAUUUGAAAGUUGUGAAUCUUAUAAUAUCUAGUCAUAGAACAAUAUAUUUGAUGCAAAGUAAAUAUAGGAACUGAACUUUCAUGUUCUCCAUGCUUAUUUUGAAAAAAC
Phyllostomus discolor (pale spear-nosed bat) is the source of this 1272-nucleotide messenger RNA. RefSeq names its product complement factor H-related protein 4-like. Lineage: Eukaryota; Metazoa; Chordata; Mammalia; Chiroptera; Phyllostomidae. The record is from RefSeq and is a predicted model, not a curated record. The transcript is spliced from 4 exons. Bases 1 to 636 code for a protein of 211 amino acids.